This is a messenger RNA of Monomorium pharaonis (pharaoh ant), 2155 nucleotides long. It is a transcript of the gene Der-1, whose product is annotated as derlin-1. NCBI's taxonomy places the organism in Eukaryota, Metazoa, Arthropoda, Insecta, Hymenoptera, Formicidae. Bases 169 to 927 code for a protein of 252 amino acids. Gene Ontology annotation, molecular function: misfolded protein binding; ubiquitin-specific protease binding. The transcript is spliced from 2 exons. The record is from RefSeq and is a predicted model, not a curated record. Gene Ontology annotation, cellular component: Hrd1p ubiquitin ligase ERAD-L complex; endoplasmic reticulum membrane. Gene Ontology annotation, biological process: endoplasmic reticulum unfolded protein response.
UGUUGGCACCACUGGAUGUACACGUAACCUAAAAGAAGAAAUGUACGUGUACCUGUAACGAAUGUUUUGUAUUUCUGUGUCAUUGACUGCACGAUAUUAUUAUUUAUCAUUCGUGAUAAAAUUGUAACAACAACAGGAAGAAACAACGCCGUAAAAACAGACUCUAAAAUGUCAGACAUAAGAGACUGGUUUAAUUCUUUGCCGAUAUUCACAAGACAUUGGUUACUGUGCACCGCGGUGCUGACGUUACUCGGCAGAUUCGGAUUCCUCAGUCCGCAUUCGCUCGUGCUAUGGCCCGACCGAUUUCUGAACAAUUUCGAGAUCUGGCGAGCGGUGACGAGCGUUUUCUAUUAUCCUCUCAGCCAGGGCACCGGCUUUCACUUUCUGAUCAACUGCUAUUUCUUGUACAAUUAUUCAUUAAGGUUGGAACGUGGCGAAUAUGAUGGAAAGCCCGCGGAUUAUUGCUUUCUUCUUUUGUUUAAUUGGAUAUGCUGCGUAAUUAUUGGGCUUAUUGGUGAUUUUUCUCUACUCAUGGAUCCAAUGGUCCUCAGCGUACUGUACGUGUGGUGUCAGCUGAAUAAAGAUGCCAUUGUGAACUUCUGGUUUGGUACACAAUUCAAAGCCAUGUAUUUGCCGUGGGUCUUAUUUGGAUUUAACUUGAUUAUCUCCGGUGGAGGGAUGAUGGAGCUGUUCGGAAUCUUAGUGGGACAUCUGUACGUCUUCUUAAAGUUUAAGUAUCCCCAAGAACUCGGUGGACCUGAAUUACUCAACACUCCAAAAAUACUCGAAAAUUACUUUCCACCUCAAAGAGGAGUACGAUCUUUCGGAAGUGUACCGGUGCAGAGACCAGUAAGAGAACAGAAUGCUCAAGAAAGAAAUAUAUUUGGGGGACACAAUUGGGGAAGAGGUCAUGUAUUGGGUCAAUAAUCUUAAAAAAUUAAAAAGAAAUAUAUGUAAACUCAUUCAUAAGAAAUUUUUUAUUUUAUUGUAUUUGUUCGAUUGCUAAGAUCAAUGUACAAAGGUGUGUGUGUGUGUGUGUGUUUGCGCGCGCGUGCGUGCAUGUGUGUGCGUGUGUGUGGAGCGAACCACGUCGAGGACGGGAGCGCCCUGAUUGACCAUGUUGCAAUUGACCGCAACCAUUUACAGCAAUGAAUGCUUAGAGUUUUUCCGUUGGACCGCCAAUUAGAAAAGCGGUGGUCAAUUGGGACAUGGUCAAUCGGGGCGUUUCCGACUGGACACCCCACUUGCCCAAAAAUUGACGCAAUCAAUUCGAGUGUUUGAGGGCUCAAAAUUUUCGUGAGAACAUGACCUUUUGAAUGCUAAUUGGCGUUUUAGCGAAAUCCAAUAUGACGGGCGAAAGUCUUGUAAUUGUUCAUGAAUAUCGUUAUAAGCCAAACAACAUUCUUUUGCACAGAACUAGAUUACCAUAUCUAUAUGGUUUUUGGGUUGCUAAAUAUAGAUCAUACAGACAUAUAGACACGGUAAUCUGGUCCCAUGCAAAAGAAUUUUGUUCAGCUCAUGACGAUAUUCGUGAACAAUUUUAAGGACUUCCACCCUUUCACCCGCCAUUUUAGAUUUGACUAAGGCACCAAUUAGCAUUCGAAAGACCAUGCUCUCAUAAAUUCGAAAAUUUUGAAAAUUUAAACACUCGAUUUGAUUGCGUCAAUUUUUGGAUAGGUGGGCUGUCCAGUUGACGUGGAUUCUCACAUGUAUAUAUACAUAGUUCAGUGAGGGUGUCCGUUUCAUAGACACAACGCCUGAUGUGUGUGCGUGCGUGCGCACGCGUGUGUGUGUACAGGGAGCUGCAAAUUUUCAACAUAACGCUUGCAUAAAAGUAGAACGGACCAAACUAAGUAGAAAAGUCUUACCGCUGGAUACCGGCAAACGUGCGACAGCGCGAGACAAGACGAGACCGCUCAGCGAGACGCGCCUCCACGAUCGCAUGGUUAUUUAUAAGCUUAGCGACUACGGACACGCGUCUCGCUGGGCGGUCUUGUCUCGCGUUGCCGCACGCUUGUCGGUAUUUGGCGGAAAGCCGGGCAAAAUGGCUAUUACAUACACAUGUAUACACUAAUGUAUGAUGCGUUCUGUGUCUGUGAAACGACAUCCCUCUCUACCCAGAAUAUAUCUCGGUUUUAAAAAAUCAGCAAUUGCG